Molecule: messenger RNA, 3000 nt
Organism: Rhineura floridana
Lineage: Eukaryota; Metazoa; Chordata; Lepidosauria; Squamata; Rhineuridae
Product: coagulation factor X-like
Exons: 8
Coding region: 231-1688 (485 amino acids)
Biological process (GO): blood coagulation; proteolysis
Cellular component (GO): extracellular region
Molecular function (GO): serine-type endopeptidase activity; calcium ion binding
Source: RefSeq, a predicted model, not a curated record
AAAGCCACCACAUGCUUUUAAUGUGCUACAGCCUCUAUGACCUUACUUGGAAAAGACCAGGAUGUCUAAUCAAUCACACAAUGAUUUGAAGAAUCCAUAUCCAAACACAAAUACGGUUGUUGUGUGUGUGAUAAGAGCUACAGCCCAGCAACAGGAAGUAUGCUGCUUGAACCUUGUUCACUGCUAGCCCUGAAGUGGAACAGUGUGGUUGUUUUCCGCCAAUAGGCACCAUGGCUAAGCAGCUGCUCCUCAUUUUGAUCUUCGCUUCUCUGUCAAGUCUCCUGAAGGCAGAAAGAAAUGUAUUCUUACAAGAUAAAACUGCAAACCAUUUUCUGAAAAGAGCAAAGCGUGCCAAUUCACCAUUUGAGGAGUUUAAGCAAGGAAACAUUGAAAGAGAGUGCAAUGAGGAGAGAUGCUCCAAAGAAGAAGCCAGAGAAGCCUUUGAAGACCAAGAGAAAACUGAGGAGUUCUGGAAUGUUUAUGUAGAUGGGGACCAGUGUGCCUCACAGCCUUGUCAUUAUGGUGGGACAUGCAAAGAUGGCAUUAAUACAUACACCUGCACAUGUCUGGAUGGCUAUCAUGGGCAAAACUGUGAACAUGUCAUACAAAAAUCCUGCAAGUUGGACAAUGGUGGCUGUUGGCAGUUCUGCAAGUCUGUAGAAAAUACUGUUGAAUGCUUUUGUGCUGAUGAUUAUAUACUGGAAAACAAUGGAGAAUCCUGCGUUCCUAAAGUUGAAUAUCCAUGUGGUCGGAUUCAAAAGAAGAUGAAAAAGACAAAGAGGGAAGCCAGUUCACUUUUUAAUACAUUCAGUACUUUAUCAGCCUAUGACGAAAAAGCUGGUGACCUGUAUUACGAUGGUACACAGAGUUUCCCAAGUGCUAGUCCCUACCUACACUCCCAGGAUGAAGCAUCACUCAAUGAGGAUGAAGAAGAUUACUCUGAUACGGACCCAGAUGUCAGAAUAGUUAAUGGACAGGACUGUAAACUGGGUGAAUGUCCAUGGCAGGCACUUCUAAUAGACAGGGAAGGAGAAGGGUUUUGCGGAGGAACAAUUCUGAGCAAAAUGUAUGUGCUUACAGCAGCUCACUGUAUUAACCAAACAAAACUAAUUAAAGUUGUUGUGGGGGAAGUGAAUACAACAGCAAAUGCAAGAACAGGGGUUAUUCUCACUGUGGAUAAAAUAUACGUGCAUCAGAAAUUCAUACCAGAAACCUAUGACUAUGAUAUAGCCCUCAUUCAGUUGAAGACUCCUAUCCAGUUUUCACGGAAUGUGAUCCCUGCGUGCCUUCCUACUGCAGACUUUGCUAAUCAAAUCCUAAUGAGACAACGUAAGGGUACUGUCAGUGGCUUUGGCCGCACCCAUGAAAGAGGUCGAGUGUCCGCCACGCUCAAAGUAGUCCAACUGCCCUAUGUUGAGAGGCAUAUCUGCAAGCUGUCCAGCAAUUUCCCAAUCACUGAAAAUAUGUUCUGUGCUGGUUACAGUUCUUUAACUCAAGAUGCAUGCCAGGGAGACAGUGGAGGCCCGCAUGUCACGGAAUACAAGGGCACUUACUUUGCUACCGGUAUAAUCAGUUGGGGAGAAGGGUGUGCAAGGGAGGGGAAAUAUGGCAUUUAUACCAAAGUGUCAAAAUUCAUAGGUUGGCUAAGGAGAAUAAUGCGUCAAAAGAUACAACAGAAUGAGGCAUGAGGAGAACCUCUGUUUCCUGAUAAUAAUUCAGUGGCAUAUUUCACACAGGCAUUUCAUCAAUAAAUUAAAUAAGUCCUUCUGCCUAAGACUUACACCAGCCUUUGCCAACCUGUUGCCCUCCAGAUAUUUUGAGCUACAACCUCUGUCAGCCCCUGCCAGCCCAACUAUGCUGGCUGGGGGUUGCUGGGAGUUUUAGUCCAAAACAUCUGGAGGGUACCAGAUUGCUGAAGACUGACUUACAGUACGUUUCUUUCAUGGCUUAUUUCUUCAUUUCAGAAGUCUUGCUCAGGUGUUAUGCCUGAACAAGAAACAUCCAUUCAUCUUGGGGACGUGUGGCUGAUUCCCCAUCCCUGCCUGCCCUGUCCCAGACCUUUCCAUGUUCAGCAGGGAAGCUUUGAAGAGGCUUACUGUUCACAUUCACUUGAACUACUUUAUCAGGGCUCCCAAUCAUGCAGAAGCUUCUACUUGCAUUCAAGUGAAGACAGGUAGAAGCCCCUUUCAGACCUUCCCUGCUCAACACAGGAAAGUCUGGAACUGAUAAGAGCGAACCAGUGCACACAAGGACAUUGGUGAUAGGCCCAUGUCCACAGUCCCUGUGGCUCCUACGUGACAGAGUUCCUGAUCUGAGCAAAAACAACCACUGCAGCUUGUUAAAGUCAUUUGCGUAACCUAGUUUGCCCAUUCAUCUGAAGGUUCUAGCGUAACAACCGCUUAUGUCUCUGGGACUCAGACUGGAAAAAAUGUAUUUAAUGUAAUUCACUGUGUGUGCUAUUUGUUUUAGUUGAUUUGUAAGGCUUAGAAUGGCAACUUCCAUUCCUAAAGACACAACCAUAGGAUUGUAGUGAAAGGUGUCCAUUCUAUCUUUUUUAACACAAGUAGAUGUUGAUAAUGUUUAGUCACAAAGAAAUAUAUUCAGUGCACUUUUUAAAAACAGGAUAUUAUCAUGACCAAACCAAUAUCUGAAAAUGCAUUUAUUUGAAAAGUAUACUGUGCAAUUCCAUGCAUGUCUACUCAGAAGCUAGCCCAAUUGGCUGGUAUUCGGUGCUAGUCUUACUCAGAGUAGACCCAUUCAAGUUAAUAACAUAACUGAGGUUCAUUAAUUUCAAUAUGUCUACUCUCUGAGUAGGACUUAGUUGAAUACAACCCCUUGUGUUCAUUGGGACAGUAAAUGGGUAUGGAAUUAUUGCCUUAGAGUCUUUUCCGAUUUGUGAUUCAAAUAAUUAAAGACUAUCAUUCUAAAAAAAUGCUGUACAGCUGAAGAUUUUGUAAACAUCAGUUAAUAUGGUCAAUAAUAAACAUUUCAAAUGCACAA